AUGAUAUUCGAAAUCAGAGAUGUUCAAUCCCAAAAUAUUUUAGUCACAUUGGACAAAAAUGAUACAUUUGCAAAAUCUGCCCUUCGUCAUCUGAACAUUAGUAAAAUGUAUUUCAUGGAUAAAUUCCCUGUAGACUCCAUUACUCUAGACCGCUUCGAUUUUAAUGAAACAUCAGACAUUAACAGUCUUUGCUCAAAAAUGCAGAAUGUCAGUUUUGUCAUAAGCGUGUGCCGCUCGUCGCGGUCGAUGGGUUUAGUCGCUGAACUGGCACGAAUAUCACAAGUGCCAACGAUUCAAGUGGAUCUCAAUUACUGGGCACUGCCUCUUAAUUUCAAUGAAACUACAACUCUUCAAACAAUUUCAUCACCAUCCUACACGACUAUGGUUUUGUCUACGUUGGUUUUUCAAAAUGUGAUAACCGAUAUUUUCGCGGAUUUAAGUAUUACGCCAAACAGCACAGUGCUCUAUGAUAAUAUAUUUCCUGCUGAUUUCACUGCAUGGCAAGGAGCAUUUUCUGUUUUACCCGGUGUUCGAUUCAUGCAAAUGGAAACUACAGUGCUCAAAAUGAGAGCUCAAAUCACACGACUCAGAAUGCAAGCUGUCAAUUCUUUGAUUUUAGUUGCAAAGACUGAAAAUGUGGAGAGAUUCACAUUGGAGUCAUCUGACUACAUCGAACAACGGAUUUUUAACAUUUAUGUGCUUACAAAGGACAUUACCGCGUUCAAAUGCGACAGUUGCGAGUCGGCGUUUAUGUUUUGGUUGCGCCCGUUUCCAGUCGGCAAAAUAAUGGAAAUUCGAGAUUUGGACGACUAUUUGUUCAGAAACGAAAUUGGAUUAGAAUUGGAUUACUCGAUUAAUGGAUGGGACUCGCUUAAUGUUGCAUUCUAUAUGAAUGUAAUGGGAUAUGCAUUUGAGACCAUAAAACAGAUGAAUGCAACAUUUGAUGUUCUUCCAACGUUCACUUGUGAAGCGGGACCAUCCGAGCCAAAUAUCACGACUACAGUGAGAGAAGUGAUUUUGGGCGAUCCGGCUCAUGAAUAUGGAAAUUACUCGGAGACAGGGAAUAAUGUGUUUUUCCAGGAUGUACAAGUGAGAAUCUACAAAAUUGAUAGAAACCGAGAACACGAGGAUGCCCUGUUCAACAAAGAAGUCGGAGUUUGGACACCCCUCUCCAAACUAUCCGUCAUGUACGGGACGUUACAAGUAGACGUCCGAAAUUUGAAUAUAUUUAGGGUGGUCACUCUGAUUCAACCACCAUUCGUACAAAGAACCGGUGAUCCCAACACUCCUUAUGAGGGUUACUGUAUUGACCUGAUCAACAUGAUCCAAGUGGAAGUGAACUUCACUUAUACCAUCUAUGAAGUUGAAGAUGGAAGUUUUGGUACCAUGGAUGACAAUGGAAAUUGGAAUGGGCUUAUUGGGGCGCUAGUUUCUGGUUCAGCCGACAUCGCGUUGGCGCCGUUGAGUGUAAUGGCUGAGCGAGAGAAUGACGUGGAUUUCACAGUUCCAUACUAUGACUUAGUUGGUACCACGAUCCUUAUGAAGAAGGCUGAUGUUGAGUAUUCGCUUUUUAAAUUUAUGAAAGUUCUGGAAUGGCCCGUCUGGCUGUGUAUUGUGGCCGCGUAUUUGUUCACCAGUGUUUUGCUAUGGAUAUUUGAUCGUUUUAGUCCCUACUCGUUCACAAAUAACCAAGAGAGAUACCAAAAUGACAUUGAGAAAAGACAGUUUAGCUUGAAAGAGUGUCUCUGGUUUUGUAUGACGUCGUUGACACCACAAGGUGGCGGUGAAGCUCCAAAAAAUAUUUCCGGGCGGCUUGUAGCUGCGACUUGGUGGCUUUUUGGUUUCAUCAUAAUCGCAUCCUAUACUGCUAACUUGGCUGCUUUCCUGACCGUUUCACGUCUAGAACAACCUAUUAGCUCCUUGGACGAUCUAGCCAAACAAUACAAAAUCGAAUACGCACCAAUAAAAGGGAGCGCGUCUGAAACGUAUUUCAGAAGAAUGGCGGAAAUCGAGGAGACGUUUUAUAACAUGUGGAAAGAAAUGUCUCUGAACGAAAGUAUGUCUCCACGGGAUCGAGCGAAAUUGGCUGUUUGGGAUUACCCAGUAUCUGACAAGUUCACCAAUAUGUGGAGAUACAUGCAAGAGUCGAAACUGCCUCCAGAUAUGGAUGCCGCAGUGGACCGCGUUUUAAACUCGGUGGAUGGAUUUGCGUUCAUAGGGGAUGCCACGGAAAUUAAAUACGCGGCUCUAACCAACUGCAAACUUCAACAAGUGGGAACGGAAUUUUCACGAAAACCAUAUGCAAUUGCAGUACAAAGUGGACAUAUUUUGAAAGACAAGAUUUCUAGCGCAAUUCUGAUGCUCCUCAACCAAAGGCGAUUGGAAACAUUGAAAGAGAAAUGGUGGACCGAUAAUCCCAACAAAGUCAACUGUCCCGAUUCGUCUGAUGAAUCAGAUGGCAUUUCCAUUCAAAAUAUUGGAGGAGUAUUUAUUGUUAUCCUGGCUGGAAUCGCACUUUCUAUUAUCACACUUGCAUUCGAAUAUUAUUACUACAAAAGAAAAGCUCGAAAAGCAGCUAAAAAAGAAAAAGAGCAGAUGGAGAUGAAGGUGCACCAAGUGAUCCAAAAUGGUAUACAUAAUCACAAUGGAGAUGCUCCGAAAACUGCUAACAGCAUCAAUGAGAACGGAAAUGCUGUGAUGAAACGGAUGAAACGGUCCAACUCGGUGGCUACAUAUGAAAAUACAGCGUUCCAGUACUGA
This is a messenger RNA of Caenorhabditis briggsae, 2760 nucleotides long. It is a transcript of the gene Cbr-glr-7, whose product is annotated as Protein CBR-GLR-7. Gene Ontology annotation, molecular function: transmitter-gated monoatomic ion channel activity involved in regulation of postsynaptic membrane potential; glutamate-gated receptor activity. The transcript is spliced from 16 exons. The record is from RefSeq and is a predicted model, not a curated record. Gene Ontology annotation, cellular component: plasma membrane; postsynaptic membrane. NCBI's taxonomy places the organism in Eukaryota, Metazoa, Nematoda, Chromadorea, Rhabditida, Rhabditidae. Gene Ontology annotation, biological process: monoatomic ion transport; synaptic transmission, glutamatergic; modulation of chemical synaptic transmission. Bases 1 to 2760 code for a protein of 919 amino acids.